AGAGAGAGAGAGCUCUUCAUUAAGAGACCAGCAGCUCCACACAGAUCAAGCAGAACGAUGCAGAUCUGUGAUGAUAAACUCCUCAUAUUUCAGCUGCUGCUCCUCAUGUCAGUCUUGGCAUGUGAGACGAGUGAAUUCUUGACUUUGACUGCACAUGAAGGAGGGAAAGUUGAGAUACGGUGUCCAUAUGAGCCUAAAUAUGAAGAACAUAAGAAGUAUUUCUGCAGAGGAGAAUGUCUAAUAGUGUUUAAAGACAAGCCUGUUGAAUCUGAAUCAGCAGCAAAAGAUGAGAGAUUCUCUCUGACUGACAAUAAAACAGCCCACAUCUUCACCGUCACCAUCACUGAUCUGAGAACAGAGGAUAAAGGAAAAUACUGGUGUGGUGUAAAUACGGGAUUGUUUAAUCAUGAUUAUAAGAGAGAGAUUUACCUGGAAAUUAAACAUGUGUCCCAAGUGUCUGGUGUGACUGGAGAGCAUCUGAAUAUCACCUGCCAUUAUGAAAAUAAACUGAAGAAUGAUGUCAAAUUCAUCUGCAAAUCAAGCAGCACGCCCCUCUGUGAGAAAUCAGCAACCAAAGUUUCAUCAGAGAUCAACAGUCAUGGCCGCUUCUCUCUGAGAGAUAAUGAGUCUGCAGGAGUUUUUACUGUGACCAUCACUGAUCUGACAGAAGAGGAUUCUGGGAUAUACUGGUGUGGAGCCAUACAGAGAGGACAUGGGCACAAGAACAAGUGGAUUUCAGUCACUGAUCUGAAAGUUUCUGCAGUUACAUCAGAGAGGAUGUCACCUAAACCAACAACAACAACAGCCUCAGCAGAUACUGCAUCUGACAGAACCAUCAUAUCUUCAUCACCAUCAACAUCAGUGUUAAUGUUUUUCUCAUCGACUGCUAAUGCAGUGUCCCCAAAACCACAACCAGGUUUUGGACCAAUCAUCAUGGUGGUGGUCAUAGGGAUACUGACAGGGUUAGGAUUCUCAUUGUUCAUUUAUUUAAGAUGGAGCCAAAAGGAAAAAGGAACGGAGCCCAAAGAUGUCGUUCAUGGCCCGACUAACAAUCUGCCCGGUGGAGAUACGGGAGAAACUAAAGAAGCCACACAUACAGUCUAUGAUUAUGGAGACAUCAUUAGCACUCUUGAUCAUCCUGACUAUAGUCUGGUCCUUCCAGCAUUUGCUAAACAUGACGCCUCUGUUUAUGCUUUAGCACAAUUACCCAGCAGCCCCUCUGACAUUCUCUACUCCAGCAUCAAAUUUACAGCAGCACAUCAUUCAGACAGGGCUUCUGAUGGGCAGGAAACAUGCGACUACGCAACUGUUGCAACUGUUAGACCAUAAAAGACUGAGGGCACUCAUGGAGACCAUGGCUAAUCCUGAAUCACACCAAACUGAGAAUGCUUCUCACUUACUUUGUGAUUUUAAACAUGUGGCCUUAACAUUAUUUUGGUCAGUAUUUGAGACAUAAGAUUGUUUGACGUUAUGCUUGGUUAUUACUGAUUGUCUUUUAUUUAUUAUUCAUACCCACAAGUCCUUUAGAGUGCAGAGAAGCAGUGUUGUGGUUGUGUG
Cyprinus carpio (common carp) is the source of this 1557-nucleotide messenger RNA. RefSeq lists its product as uncharacterized. The record is from RefSeq and is a predicted model, not a curated record. Lineage: Eukaryota; Metazoa; Chordata; Actinopteri; Cypriniformes; Cyprinidae.